AUGGAUACGGGGGGAAAUUCUCUCCCAUCUGGGUCUGAUGCAGUCAAGAGAAAGGUUUGCUAUUUCUACGACCCAGAGGUGGGAAAUUACUACUAUGGUCAAGGUCACCCCAUGAAGCCCCAUCGUAUUCGCAUGACUCAUGCUCUUCUCGCCCACUAUGGAUUGCUUCAGCAUAUGCAAGUCCUCAAGCCCUUUCCUGCCCGCGAUAGGGAUCUCUGUCGCUUCCAUGCCGAUGAUUAUGUAUCUUUCCUAAAGAGCAUUACCCCUGAAACACAACAAGAUCAGCUUCGUCAACUUAAGAGAUUCAAUGUUGGGGAAGAUUGCCCAGUCUUUGAUGGUCUCUUUUCAUUUUGCCAAACCUACGCCGGUGGAUCUGUUGGUGGGGCUGUCAAGUUGAACCAUGGCCUGUGUGACAUUGCUGUCAAUUGGGCGGGUGGCCUUCAUCAUGCCAAGAAGUGCGAGGCUUCUGGUUUCUGCUAUGUCAACGAUAUUGUCCUUGCUAUCUUGGAGCUUCUUAAAACGCAUGAGCGAGUUCUCUAUGUGGACAUUGACAUCCAUCAUGGUGAUGGGGUAGAGGAGGCCUUUUACACAACCGAUAGGGUCAUGACUGUUUCAUUUCACAAGUUUGGGGAUUAUUUUCCUGGUACAGGAGACAUACGUGACAUUGGAUACGGGAAAGGAAAAUACUAUUCGCUUAAUGUGCCAUUAGAUGAUGGAAUUGAUGAUGAGAGCUAUCAUUUUUUGUUUAAACCCUUAAUUGGAAAAGUAAUGGAAGUCUUUAAGCCUGGUGCUGUGGUUCUCCAAUGUGGGGCAGACUCGUUAUCUGGGGAUCGUCUAGGGUGCUUUAAUCUCUCCAUUAAGGGCCACGCGGAGUGUGUUAAAUUUAUGAGAUCCUUCAAUGUCCCAUUGUUGCUGCUUGGUGGAGGUGGCUAUACAAUUAGGAAUGUUGCACGAUGCUGGUGCUAUGAGACAGGGGUUGCACUUGGGAUCGAAGUUGAUGACAAAAUGCCACAGCACGAGUAUUUUGAGUACUUUGGGCCAGACUACACUCUUCACGUUGCUCCUAGUAACAUGGAGAAUAAAAAUUCUCGUCAGUUACUUGAGGAGAUAAAGUGUAGACUUCUUGAUUAUCUCACAAAGCUUCAACAUGCCCCAAGUGUUCAGUUUCAGGAGAGACCCCCUGAUACUGAGAUCCCAGAAGCAGAUGAAGAUCAGGAUGAUGGUGAUGAGAGAUGGGAAGAUUUCAACAUGGAUGUUGAUGAUGAUCGCAAGCUUCUGUCCGGCAGGGUUAAGAGAGAAGCAGUUGAAGCUGAGCCAAAGGAGUUGGAGGGCCAGAGAGGAGCUGCUGAGCAUGCUAGAGGUUCAGAGGCAAUGGCCGAUGAAACUGCAAGUGCGAAGCCUCUAAAUACAGUUCCGAUGCAAAUGGACGAAGUGAACGUGAAAGUUGAGCAGGAGAACGUGAAGCCAUCAGAUCAACCUUACCCCAAACCCUAA
Messenger RNA from Linum trigynum, 1494 nucleotides. The record is from the annotation of a GenBank genome assembly. Lineage: Eukaryota; Viridiplantae; Streptophyta; Magnoliopsida; Malpighiales; Linaceae.